AUGAUUUUUGAUAAUCUGAUCAAGAAGCAAAUUUUGCUAUUCGCUCUUGCAAAGGAGUCCUCGAAAUUCCUGCCCAUCUUGAAGGAAACAGCAAAAUCAUUCAAGGGAAAGGUGAGCACAGUGAUCAUAGCGGAGCACGAAGGCGGGGCAUAUUUCCAACACGUCAAGCCAUCUUCCCUGAGUGCGUUGGCGGCUGCUGAGGCCAUCGCCAAAGAGAACGAGGUGUCUCUUCUUCUCGGUGGAUCCGGACCAACGCUGCACAAGGCUGCCCAGCAUGCUGCGUCUAGCCACCCAUUGGUCAAUGAGGUUCUUGUUGCGGAUUCAGACAUGGUUGCGCAUCCUUUAGCUGAGCCUUGGGCCGAGCUGCUCCGCUCCGUGCAGCCGAAAGGUGGAUACUCUCAUGUGAUAGCCUCGUCGACGUCUUUCGGGAAGAAUUUGCUUCCACGUGCAGCGGCUCUUCUAGAUGUCUCCCCUGUCACGGACGUCACUGCCAUAUCUGAACCACGGGUCUUUGUGAUGCCAAUUUAUGCUGGAAAUGCACUCUACACUGUACGAUAUACCGGGGAGUCUCCGUGUAUGAUGAGUAUUAGAUCAACAUCAUUUUCUCCAGCUACUGAGUCUAUGUCAGAAACUAAAGUUGCGCCCAUAACCCAGGUUGAUCUCUCUUUCCUCAGUGAAGGUUUGUGUGGUUCCCUUACCAUAUUCUUCUAUUAUCAACACUCUUGUAUGCCUUGCAGAGUUUUUGUUGUUAAUGUUGCAUUACCUUUCUUAGACCAUGGAUCUGUUAAGACAAUAUUCUGA
Molecule: messenger RNA, 801 nt
Organism: Hordeum vulgare subsp. vulgare (domesticated barley)
Lineage: Eukaryota; Viridiplantae; Streptophyta; Magnoliopsida; Poales; Poaceae
Product: electron transfer flavoprotein subunit alpha, mitochondrial-like
Exons: 6
Coding region: 1-801 (266 amino acids)
Cellular component (GO): mitochondrion
Molecular function (GO): electron transfer activity; flavin adenine dinucleotide binding
Source: RefSeq, a predicted model, not a curated record